AUGGAGGAUCCCCUACCUCGCCAUUACACUCCACUGGCGAUCGGGCAAUACAAUAGGAGUGCGGACCCAUAUGAUCACUUGGCCAAGUUCGACAACGCGGCCACACUGCACCAAUACACCGAUGGGGUGAAGUUGUCGAUCGGGUCCAUCCGUAGCUUCAAGGAUUUCCGAGUCACCUUCCUGCACCAUUUUGCGAGCAGUCGUCGACAUCAGAAGACUAGUGUCAAUUUGUUCUCGCUGAAGCAAGGUCCUCGAGAAAUGCUCAUGACCUAUAUCCAGCGCUUUAACCAGAUGGCGAUGGAUGUACCAGCAGUCUCCACGGAUGUACUUGUGAACGCUUUCACCCAGAGACUCAUGGAAGGAGAAUUCUUUCGGUCACUCAUCCGCCGGCCACCGAGAGAUUUCACCCAUCUGCAAAAGAAAGCCACGAAAUACAUCAAUGUGGAGGAAGCACAGGCGUCCCGCAGAAAAGAAACACCCGCUGAGCCCCACGCGCCAGCCGAACGAAGGGUGCCCAGCAACCACCAACCCCCGCGUGGACCCCGGGCCACAGGAGUACAACAGUAUCCCGAGUCAAGGAUGCAUGCAGUGCAUAUGGAGACCAAUCUACAGAAGAAGAGCAAAAAAUGGACCCCAAUGUUAUGUAAAUUCCACCAGUCAGGAACGCACAACAACUGGGAGUGCCGAGGCGACCCUAAUGUACACCGACCGAAGCCGAGGGAAUACUGA
Messenger RNA from Zingiber officinale, 729 nucleotides. RefSeq lists its product as uncharacterized. The record is from RefSeq and is a predicted model, not a curated record. NCBI's taxonomy places the organism in Eukaryota, Viridiplantae, Streptophyta, Magnoliopsida, Zingiberales, Zingiberaceae. The coding region runs from base 1 to 729 and encodes 242 amino acids. The transcript has 2 exons.